This is a messenger RNA of Prorocentrum cordatum, 838 nucleotides long. The record is from the annotation of a GenBank genome assembly. Lineage: Eukaryota; Dinophyceae; Prorocentrales; Prorocentraceae.
CUGGGAGGUCUUAGAAAUCGUGGGGUGGUGGUGUAUGGUUCGCAUGUGGCCUCACACUUCCUGAACGCCCUGAACGGCCGCGGCGCCCGAGGCUUCCUCCAGACAUUCGCCGAUGCUCGGAGAUUUUUCCGGCUCCUGUCGGUCCGAUUUGUCGCCUCUAUUCUGCCUUCGUCUUCAGGGCGCCCGCCAAGGGGGCCCCCGCCUACGUCUUCAUGCGGCCCGCGGCCGCGUCGCUGAACGCGCUGGUGGCGCUGCUGGCGCUCGGCGCCAUGCACCCGAAGGAGGUGCUGCUCAUGCGGCCCUACGAGCUGCUGCAGCAGGAGGAGGUGAGGCAGGCCGACGGCAUGGAGAGGCUGGAGGAGGAGUGCAAGACGCGGUCUGUGCGGUCCAUGAGCUACUCCCUCGCCUCGCUGCUGGGGAGCAUGCCCGUGGGCGUGCUGAUCAACUCGCGGCUCAUAGUGACCAACUCGACCGAGCUGAAGGAGACGACUCCGCGAGACUUCGACGAGAAGUUUCGCCAGAACUGCGCGAUCCCGCCGCUGUAUGCCCCGGAGGCGCGCCGGGCGGAGUCCCUGGCUCGUGUAUACGUCGGCGCCGAGAUGCGAACCUUACCGUUGAAGGAAAAAACCUUUGCAUUCAGAGUUGGGGGACCACUUCGAAAACCCCCUCCCCCGCACCCCCCACGCCUCAAUAUUGAGCAGUCGGUGCCGGAGAUGAGCGGCCGGAAAAAAAUGAACCAGAGAUCUCGAUCGCAAUGCGUUCCAGUAUCAAGGACGGGGGUUUGGGGGAGGAGGGGAUUCGUUUCGUUGUCGUCGGAGCGUUGUUGAUGCAAUUUGGU